Molecule: messenger RNA, 26803 nt
Organism: Xyrichtys novacula (pearly razorfish)
Lineage: Eukaryota; Metazoa; Chordata; Actinopteri; Labriformes; Labridae
Source: the annotation of a GenBank genome assembly
CUUCCCUCCCACUCCACUGGGCCGCGAGGAAGUCGCAAGAUGGCUGAUGUCGCUUGGAAGUAAUGUUCCCCUCUGCAACAUGAAGCCGUGAGUGUGGAAGAAAGCGAGGGAGGCACCAUCGGGCUUUUAUUUUUAUUUUCUUUUAGUUACUUUUCUUUUAUUUCGUCAAACAUCCAUCUCAUUCCGCGUCGUGUCCGCCCCGGACUUGUCUUCGGGAGUUGACGCGUCAAAUCACGCCGGGGACCCUGCCAGCAGCAGCAGCUAACAGCUAGCCACACAGUUAGCCACAGACAGCCAGGCGCAGAGCUUGUUAGUUUGUUUUUACAUUGAUAUUCAGACACCUGCGAGACAACAAGCCGCCGCCGCACAGGUGCUCACAUUUACCCGCGGUUGCGCAACAUUAAAGUCGGAUAUUUUCGCUGUCAGAUGAGAAAUAAUCCCAAAUUCGCAGGCUGCUCGGUGAAACAUCAUGUCCGCGAACUGGCCAUCCAGCCUGUGGGUUGCUAACUAAUGCGCAGUAUUGCAUCUGUUUAAUGUGCACAAAUCAGCAGCAGGAUCGUUUUGUAGACAUUUUUCAACAAUAUCCAUCACUUUUGCUGCAUUUCCGUUAAAUUACUGCCAACUGCAUGUGUGGAGCUGGUUCAGUUAAAGCCAAAAUUAUGGGAGCAGGAAAAACGCUGAACUUUUUUCUGGCUGUAGGUAGCUACACUGGCCUUGCUGGCAUCUAACCAAAAAUCCACAGGGAUGGACACUAAACUGAGCUCAGCCACGACCAAAAGUGAGAGAUUCUCAUCGGAAUAGGUAAGGAUAGCAGACACACACAGGUAGAGAGGCGCACGGUGACUCAUUUCACUCGUCUAGAGAGGCAGAGAAGUUGUGUUUUUUCCAGGGUUCACUUUAACCACACUUAGUCACUACAUCGGAGACCAGUUAGCUUUGCCUGCAGUGCACAGCUAGCUACUGUCUCGCCCCACAUCACAUCACAAACACGGCGUACAGAACGUAUUCCGAGCCCGCUCCCGGCCAGACGCACAGGCUCAACAACACAGUCAUGGGAGUUCAGGGCUUCCAAGAGUAUUUAGAGAAGCGGUGUCCCGGGGCCGCUGUCCCGGUGGACCUCCUCAAGCUUGCCCGCACCGCGGCCCGCCAGCCCCCUCACCACCAUCACCCACACCACCACCCACAUCACCCCGGGCCCAUGCCUCCCCCGCCCCCGCCUACCAGGAUCCUAAUCGACGCUGACUCCGGCCUGCAGCGCCUCUACGGCGGCUACCAGACGGACUGGGUGUGCGGGGGCGAGUGGAACGCCAUGCUGGGCUACCUGGCUGCCCUGUCACAGGCGUGUCUGUACCAGGGCGGCCUGGAGCUGGUCGUGGUUUUCAACGGCACGCUGGGGAAGGAGCGCUGGCCCGAGUGGGCGCGGCGAGCUCAGGGCCAGCGACAGACCGCGCAGCUGAUAGUCAACCACGUCGGCAGCAAGGCCACCCCGCCCCCACGGGCAUGGUUCCUGCCCCCGGCCUGUCUCAGCCACUGCGUCCGCCUCGCCAUGUUCCGCUUCCGAGUGCGGGUGAGCAAUGUGAUCAUGGCUGUGUGAAAGUGUGUGAUUGUGAGGCUUCAUUUAGCACUUGCACUGUCUCUCUGCACGCCCAUGUCAGUUUACAUCUCUUUAAGAUAACAUAAGAUGUUCCUUUAAUUCCACAAAAUUACAGCAGCUAGUAUAGAUCCAAAAAGACAACAAUUCAAAGAUAGAGAAAUUCAUGUUUACAUCUGUACAGAAUUCACAUAAUAAUAUGGUUUACUGCACAACUAUUCACAGCUUUACUAUUUGUGAGUGCCGCUGCAGGUCUCAACUGGAAUUCAGCUUUUUAUUUUUACACAGAAACGCAAAAUUUGGGAGUUUUCCCAUGAAGCAACAUCACUGAAUAAGCCACCUGCUUAAAGGCAGAGUAGUAAGUGUCUUUCCACAUGGUGAGAUCACAUAGAUAUUCAACACAAACCUGCCCAGAAGCAGAGUUUUUAUUCAGGUUUAAAUUUAUGGUAGAGUGCAUCUCUUCUCUAAUCAUGUAAUUUUUAACACUGAAUGUGUGUAAUAUCUAAGGUUAUGUUUAUUAUCUUGUUAUACUGUAGUUUGACAUCGUCCAUGCACACCACUGCACCGUCUCUCUGCACGCCCAUUCUAGUUUACGUCUCUUUAAGAUCAUAUUUUCCUUUGAUAGUCCCACAGGGGAAAUUCCAAAAUUACAGCAGCGUAGUAUAGAUACAAAAAAGACAAAAACUAAAAGAUAAAGAAAUUCCAGUUUACAUCUGUACAGAAUUCACAUAAUAAUAGGGUUUAUUGCACAACUAUUCACAGCUUUACUAUUUGUGAAUGCAGCUGCAGGUCGAAACUGACAUGAGCUGGAUAUACCUGGAAUUCAGCGUUUUAUUUUUAUUCAGAAAUGCAAAAUUUGGGAGUUUUCCCAUGAAGCAACAUCACUGAAUAAGCCACCUAUCUUAUCUUUCCACACGGCGAGAUCACAUAGAUAUGCAACACAAAACCUGCCCAGAAGCAGAGUUUUUAUUCAGGUUUAAAUCUACAGUAGAGUGCAGCUCUUCUCUAAUCAUUUACCUUUUAACAUUGAAUGUGAGCGAUAUCUAAGGUUAUCUAUAUGAUCUUGUUACACUGUAGUUUGACAUCGCCCAUGCACACCAAGGAGGGGUUGCACUGUAGGGAUUAAUAUGCAUGAUCUUAGCUUUGCAGAAAAUCAAACCCCCCUACUGUUAUUUUUUCUCUGUUUGCUUGAAAACUGUAGAUAUGAAUAUCUGUUUAUCUUCACACACUGCAUUAAUGAUGAAGGGAAAGCAGCAUGUGAAACUAGAUCAUGUUUUAAAAAACUGUAUUAUACUUACCUUAUAUGUAUUUAUGCACUUUUUCUGCAUUUCCUUCAAUGAACAUAAAUCUGAACUCGUUUGUUGCAGUAAUUAUUUGCAUUUGUCGUAUCAAACACAGAGAUUGCAUGUGCAUAAAACAAAAACAUGAAUUUGCACCGAGCCUGAGAAUGUAAGACUUUGUUUGAACGCCCCUCUGAUCCAGCAGAGAAGCUGUUUCUCUGCAGCAGAUCAUAGAUUUCUGCCUGUAGCUGCCCUGCGCUGCUCUCGUGGAUGUAUUUGGGAUGGUGGCCUACUGGGAGAACGGAUGUAUUCAGUGAAGCUGAUCUUUUAAAGAUGUAUGAAGCAAGAGGAACCGGCUACAGAGAAAAACCUGUAGUGUACAGCAUGAGGAUCUGGUUUAGCCUAUAUAUUACAUAACAUGAACUCAGUGAACCUUUCAUACAUUGUUGAACAACUGCUGAGUGGAGGGACUAUUUAUAGGCCUCUGGUGCCUGACAGUGGUGCAUUUGUAAUGAGCUUUUUCAUCCAGAUCUGUAGAGAAUAUGUGAAUAAAAAGUGACUCCACUGGUGGUUCAUUAGGUUUUUGUUGUAGCUGUUGCUCAUUUUAUCCGUCUUACUCUAAUAUUAGUCUGCUGUUUAGAUGAAAGUGAGGUAAAUGUGUCAGCAGGGUCCUUAAAGUCGACAUCUUCUGGAGCGGAGAGUAUCAUAAUAACCUCUGAAAAGGAAAUGUGACUCAUCAGGUUAUGUCAAAGGCCUUCCUUAAACGGCUGAACCGUUGAUUGCCUCUCUCAGUCCUCUCCUGUCAACUUUACCCAGCUGCCUCUUUAGCUGCUCUCCAAUCUGCUUGUAUGCUAGCAUUAAAAAAAAAACACACACACACAAUGUGACUGGUAGUGAAUAAUGUUAGAAUCAGAAAAAAGAAAAAACACCACCCACAUUUCAGAACAGCACAUUCUGGUGCCGCUUGUGCAUGUGCAGCAUGGUUACUCACACUUCCCAUGUGUACCUGCUCGUCUUUCUGAGAAUCAGGACGAUUUCUGCUGCUUAAAGUGUCUCACUUCAGCUUGAAUUACACCGUUUACUUACACCGAGUGCAGUAAUCCGACUGAGCGUUACAUCUGCUGCUUGCAUUUAGUUAUUUAAGUUGAGUGCCUGUGAAAAUUCAUUACUUAGCUCUACUUUACUGGAGUGAUAAAUGAAAAUCUCUGCAGUCUGUAAUCAAACGCUUCCACCAUAACCAGAUUAUUACUAAUUAAAUAGAUUUUUAAUGAAGUAACUGAACUGAAUGUAGUUAUUAAGUCUCGACUGUAGCUCUGCUCCAACACUCUGGUAUAAUAAUGUGAAGUUCUCCUAACAUGAACCUCAACCACGAGCUAGAUUCUGCACGAGUGUGCUCUGAGGCUAAAGUGUUGGCUCAUGUACAGCUGGAGCUGGAGGUAUCACUGCCAGUGUUAGAGAGUAAUUGCUGCAGCAGAAACUUUUCACAAAAGUAUUUUUUUUUUUUUUUGCUAGAUUGCAUUUUAGUAAAGCUAUGAAAAUAAAUAAUCCAGUAAAAUGCAGUUUCAAGAGUAAAUACUGUCGAAUUUUUAUACAUUAUUAAACGGGGGGUAGUCAGGAUCUGAGGAAGUUCCAGUUUUUAGGAGAAAUCUUGAAUGUAAACUCUACCCCUCCAAACCAGUUUUCCCCUCGGCUCCUACUCUCCUCUCAAGCCCCGCCCACAAACAGACGCUCCUGCUCGCUCGUAUCGUUCCAAUUAAAUUCAGAUAUAAUGCAGAUAAAUACUUCAGAUCAUUACAAAUGGGGCCCAGUCAAGGUGAAAGUCAAAAGCAUUGGUGCUACUGUAGAUGCCAACAGACUACCAGCAAACACAAUGUUUGCAGGACUUCUACAACGAGGAUAAAGUGACAUAGUCCAGGACCCGAGGGAGGACAGUUUAGCGAUGGCGCUACAACACGCUACAGCAGGUCCGUUUGACAAGAAACACUUCUGUUACAGACACUUGUCUUACUUUGUUAAAGCGGUUUACCUGUCCAGCAGAAAGGUUACAGGGUCACCAAGAUCCCCAAGCGUCCCCCAUCGUUUAUGUUGACCCGGCUUUGUAGCUCUUGUCCGGUCUACCUCCGUUUUAAGCGCCCGUUAUUCCUCCAGAGUCUCCGGUAUUUACUUUGUUUUCUUGCUUGUGUCGGCAGUCGUGGCCAAAGGAGGAUUCAGACAAUUUUCCGAACUUUCUGGUUGGUUUCUACUGUCCGAUAUUGUAGCACGCUAACUUUGUUUGGGCUCCUGAACGACACGGGGGAGCAGCGUCUGCCUCACAACCAAUCAGGUUAGAGGAGGUGGAGAACGGCUUUGUUUACAGUCAGAAAGAGAAAAUGUUGACGACACAGACAUAAGAGAACACAGAGAUAUCGUGAUAUUACCAAAUGUCAUCAAUGACUAAUAUCUAUUGACUGAUAUUAAAAUAUUUUUUGUUUAAAAACCACAAAAAAAGAUGCUUCUUUAAUGAAAUCCUGCCUACCCCACCUUAAAGUGAUCAAACAAAUCUUAAUUUAGUGAAGUAAGUUCACCACCAGUUUUAAAGAAGUUAUUUUAUACUGUUUAUUUUGUCAGACUAACACAGCAUGCAAAGCUAUUCGGUUUACAGUUAAACACUACAGUGAAGAAAGGCUUUUAAAAACUUGAGUUUCAACCUGCUUAAAUCACCAAAGAGAUUUUUAAUGAUUUUAUCUGCUAAAUGCCGCUUUUGUGUGAACUUGUUCCAGGUUUCUUCUAAAAGGAUGACUUUGUUUUAACAGCAGCAGGUGUCUGGUUUGUGUCUUUCAGUCAACAGCAGCCUGACUUUGUCCUCUUUGCAUCCUCAGGUUGUACAGACUUUGGAGGACCACCACCAGGAAGUGCUGUCUCUGUACAGGGACUUUGGAUUCGCCGGCCUCAUCGCUCAGGAUUCUGAGUUCGCCCUCUGCAACGUACCCGCCUACUUCUCCUCACACGCGCUCAAACUGAGCUGGAACGGCAAGAACCUGACCACACACCAGUACCUGCUGUCUGAGGCUGCCCGGCAGCUCGGGCUCAAGACACAGCACCUGCCCUGCUUCGCUGCUCUGCUGGGUGAGGAGCCGUCUCCACACAUGAAACCACAGAAACAAACACAGAUCCCACAAUUGUUCUCUGACGCUUUUUAACUGAAACACACACGCGUACACGCCCCUCGUGAGUUGUAUUUUUGGCACCCCUCUGCGUCUGUCGUCCUCGUUCAUUGACAAACGCUUAAAAGAGUGUCUCUUGCAGGAAAUCAUAUUCUGCCUGAUGAGGACCUGGCUGCCUUCCACUGGAGUCUGCUGGGACCAGAACACCCACUAGCUUCUCUCAAGGUAACAUAUGUUCAAAAGUCCAAAGUGCCCCGCAAACCGCUGCUUCCUCUUAGAAAAUACUCGCCGCAGUGAUCGUUUAAUGCUGGACUUUGACCACCAGCGAGGAGAGAGCGCUGAGUUCACUUGUAUGUAAAGAGAGCAGGAACUUUUAUUCUUGGACCUCUGUCAUUAAAGAGAGGCUGUUUCAGAGUUAAAUCCAAAUAAGUAAAAAAAAAAGCUCAACCCUUCAGCAUCCUCAGGGGGUUUUGUCUUGUUUACAUUUUCUGAUUAAAUCCCCUCUCACUGUCUGGCUUGUAAACUCAGUUUUCAGUUGACAAAAGCGUGCUUCAUGCUUGUUUCACAGAUCUGGAUUUACACCUACCUCCACCAGAAACCUUUCUUGUGAAAAAGAUGUCCAAAGUCGUUUAUUUUUGUUCUCACAAAUAAACUCCUGAGGCUCUGAAAUUGAUGGGAAUUGAGGUGCUGAAAAGACAGAUGAAAAAGGCGUCUUUACUCAGUGAAGAUGAUAUAAAAAUCUGAACUUAUGCAUCAGAAUUAAGAGGUUAUUUAUACUUUUGUCCUCUCAGUGGUCUGCAAACAUGAAACAUAAGGAAAGUCUCUCUUUAAGACCAUUUACGACACGGUCCACAGAUAUUACACUCUCUCUCUUUUUCUCUUGGUGUUUGGUGGUCGGAGUGUAAGUGUGAUAUCAGACGUGGAGGUGGUGCGAUCUGUGAAAACACAACCUCACUUGUAGCUUCGGCGUCCGUGACCUUCAUUUCGUCUCAUUCCCAGAUCUGUGGACACGUUGUUGUUUGUCGUAGCGCUCAGCGAUGGCAUUAGCGGCCUUAGGAAGGCGUCGCAGUUUGAUCAAGACUUAUGUUGUGUCUUAGGUUAAAAGCUUAAUUAAAUUGUCUGCCGACCUCCGUGAAUAGAAGCAGCGUCCUGUAACAGCGGAGGGACUUUAGCAUCUGCUCUAAUGAGAGCUAACAGAUAAAUUAAAUGUUUAACGGUGUUAGCCUAACGAGAGCUGAAGCUGCUUAUGGAGGUGUGCCGCAGGUAGGAGAGUAAAUCUUUGAGUCCAGCUCGGUUUUUAGAUGUACAAUAUGAGUUUAUGAGUGUAAAUAUGGGAUGGAGCGAUGCAAGUCUGUGAAAGAUAAAAUAUUAUUAGAGAGUGAGUUUAUGGUUUUUGCUGUUUACAGUUCUCGUUCUCACAGACGGCGUCAUUAAAGGUGGAUGAUAAGUUGGAUUGAUUCAGUGCAGCUCGUCCGUCUGGAGUUCGGCUCACUCCGGUCUCUGCUCGUAGUCUCUCCCCAGCCCGGUCAGCGUCCUAAACAGCUGAUUGAUUUUGAAAAACAUCCAGAAGUGUGAGAGCUGUGUGAUUUGUUUCCGAUGAAACCGUUUAUGGCCGCUGGUGUCCAGGGAAACGGCUCUUAAACGCUGACGAGCAAAACCAGAAACUUUGUGUGAAAAAGAGGACGGACUUUAAACGACUUCCUCUGAGGUUUUGAUCAUGAUGCUUUCAGGGUUUGAUUACGGUAAUAUCUCCUUUAUUGUCUGCGCUGUACUCGGGUUUUAACUUCAGUCCUCUGUGUUUUUAAUCGACAUUAAAACAAGACGAACUCUAACCAUGUGCAUCCCAGUCUCCUACUUUUUUCACUCGUCCUGCACGUUUGGCGAUCAGACCGUGAUGUUUUUACACACCUCUCAGAGCUUCAAAUAACUUAAUUGAACAUUUUAAUUGAGGUUUGCACAAACGGGAGGACUCACGUUAAGACUCAUCCCGCUCAGAGUGGGAUAUCAUGUUUAUAGACCCCUCCUCAAACCUUCUCCCAGCAGCACCGUCGAACAGGUCCUGCUCCACUUCUGUUUGUAUAUGCUAAAUAAAUUCACAGCGCAGAUAAAUAUCAGGGUGUGACUCUCGUACGGCUGAGCAGGUAAACGUAGAUUCAAACCCGUGUGUUUCCCCCUCUCAGGUGCGAGCUCAUCAGCUGGUGCUGCCACCCUGCGAGGUGGUGAUCAAGGCCGUCUCAGAGUACGUCUCCUCCAUCAAAGACCUGGGAAACCUCGACGCCAUCGCCAGAGAUGUCUUCAAACAGUCACAGGUGAGCGUGUGCACGUCUUCAGACCUAAAUGAUACCUUUUUUAAACUGGUUUGUUUGACAGAUAUUCAGAAUUCGCUCCUCACUCCGAACUGUUGUCUACGGUGUAAAAGGUCAUUAGUGUUGACAAAAGACCUGAGUCAGCCGCUGCACUUCCUCUCUCCUGCUUAGCUAUACAAUCACACCACACCCUAUAUAAACCCACGUGCUCAACUGGAUGAUCUGGUUUCAUUUCAUCGUUUAGAGGAUUAUCUAUAACAGAAGACGCAGUGAUGGGAAAACCUGCACAAACGUAGCUCUCCUGUUAGGUUAAGUUUUUCACUCGGAGCGAUUAAAAUUUACAAAAUAUCUCAAGAGUGGAGAAAAACGUUUUGUUCAGAGGAGGAAGACAGCCUGUAGUUUCUCUGACUGAUGUUGUCACAACAGAGGAAAAGAAAGCCGUUAAAACAUGAGUCACGGAUGAACAAGAGGCUCCUAUUGUCUGAUUUAGUCGAGCGGUUUUCAAACUCAUCAUAAUGUCAGGAUCCAAAGGGGGCUCUCAGGCUGCUCAGUCAAACCCGGUUUUAAAUUGUUUUAUCGGAUCAGUUUGAAAAGCAGAAGAAAAGAGUCUCUGAUCACAAAUUAAAUGUUGUGAAGUUUCACAGAUAUUCGUGUGUUUUUAAUGAUUUGGAUGAAGAUCUGACACUCAGCAGGUUGUUAAGUUAAAGCCCAGCGGUGCCUUUGUUCACUCUCUGUUAUUCUCUCCUGAAAAGUCUGAUUUUUUUAUGUGAAGUGGAUGGAGUUUUAUCAGUUUGAGGCUGCAGAUGUUGGCAGAUUUAAAACUGUUUUUUUUGUGGGAGAUUAUUACUGUUUUAUCAGGGAAAUCCUAAUCUAGAAAGAGUCUUCAAAUCUUCUGUGCAGUGGCCCUUUAAGAAAACGAUCACAUAGGGCUGGGCGAUACAACGAUAACGAUGUAUAUCGAAAAUUAAUUUCUCUUAAUAUUAAUAUUGAACACGGUCAAUACACUUUUUGAUAGUUGGCAUUCUGACAUGUUUUGGUAGACUUUACGAAUAGUAGGGCUGGGACGAUAUGCUUUUCUCAUGAUUCGAUUCCUCUUAUGAUUUUUUGGAGACUGAUUGCGAUUCUACGAUAUAGUUGAUUUUUAGUCUUCAUUUUUAACACCACUGUAACAGCUGAAUGAUUCUGAUUUUCGACUGAUUAUUCCAGGAACCAUAUUUCCCCAAAAAAUACACAUUACAUGUAAGUCAGUUUUUAAGAUUUAUUCUUUAAAAAAAAACUCAAAUUUUUUAACAUAAAAUUGAUUUAAAAAUUGUAAAACAAAAAAUUGCGAUACUUACGCCAAUGGAUUUUUUUUCUCUCACCUCAAACGAAUAACCAAUGAAAAGGGGAGUUUCUGGGUCCACUUCGCGCUGAACCAACCAUGUACUGAAUUAGCACCACGUAGCAAACAACUGUUUAGUAGCAGACGGCAGCUACACACAACCAUAGCACUUAAACGGUGCAACGCCUUACGACAAAACAUCUCAGGCUACGUUCACACUGCAGGUUCUGAUGCACAAUUCGGAUUUUUUGUUAAAUCCGAUCUUUUUGUGCGGUCAUUCACAUUACAACAACAAAUUUGGCAUCUAAUGUGAACGGAAAGCGUCUGUGAAGUGACCCGCAUGCGCACAAAGCACAAAUUGCUUUGAUGACGUAUAGGUCGAUGAACGCGACCUGAGCGUCCACACUGCAGUCACAUCGGAUACAUAUCCGAUUUAUAUCCACAUACAAAAGAGGCCUGGGAGGAUUAGAACCAAUCAGAAUUGACCUGUUCACACUGAGAUGAAAAAAUCAGAUAUGAGUCACAGAUGGUUAAAAAAUCAGAGUUCACCUGCAGUGUGAACGUAGCCCUCGAGACACAAAGGCCUCACAGAUGCAGUAGAUUAUUAUAUUGCAAAAGACAUGCGACUAAUACACACUGUUAAAUUUCAUUUUUUAUAUUGUGAUAUAUAUCAUGAUAAACUUUUUCCCAUUUCACUUAGCACUAGGAUCAUGAUUCUGUUUCCGUGUUUUUAACGAUAUUCUUGAAUUUGUUUGAUGAUAUCAGUGUUUCAGUGAAGAUUCAGAGGCUUCAUACAGGUUUCAAAUAGAGACGCAUGGUUGUUUGCAAAUUCAUUAUUUUUGCAUGAUGAGAUUUUGCAAUAAAGCGUGACAGACAGAAGAAGACUUCUAUGCCUGAGCAGGUUUGCACAAUAAGAGGAAAUAUGGAGAGUGUGAUAAUAUUGCAUAAAUGAUAAAAAGAGAGCACGCCGAUGAGAGCCGAGAUCCCCUCAGGUCUCCAUCUGGUCAAAGGAGGAGUUACUCCGACAGCCCGGUCUGUCAUUGAAGCCUUUUUCUUUCCUUCCUCCUCAGUCUCGUAUGGAGGACAAGGUGGAGCGAUUCAAGAAAGCUGUGGAGUAUUUCUCUGCCGCCUCCAAACCACGCUCGCCCAACAUGGGGCCCUCGCCUUUCAUCUGUGAGUAGAAGGAACUGAACCGUCCGCCCACGCCGUUAUGUAAUCAUUUUACAAGCAAAUUUACAUCUUUGGUUUGUGUGUCCGGUUCUGCUCUAGUACCUGGGUUUGGACCCAAUCCUUUCGGGGGACCACCUGGCCACAUGGGACCGAUGCAGCCUGGAAAGAAUCAGGUAGACUCCUUUUGAACUCGUUGAUGUGUGUGAUCUGUAAUUUUCUCUGAAAUUCCUGAGUGGCAUGUGCUCAUUUAGGGAGGGAGGAAUUGGCCCAGGAAGUAGGGGGCGGGGCUUCUCUGCUGCCUGUUCCUUAUUUUCUUCCUUAUUCUCCUCUCCCCCUCCUCUCCAGUUCCCUCCUCCCCAGGUUCCGGGGUUUAAGCCACCCUUUCAAAAUGCUCCAUAUGGACCUGGCUCCACCCCUCUGUUCCACAACCCGCCACCGUCCCAAGACUGCAACGACUCACUGACAGGCAAGAUGGGCUUCUCUGAUUGGUCCGCUCCGUACGAUUCCACUCAGGGAGGAAGUCGACUACCCAACCAUCACACCGGCGCUCAGUCCGGUCCUUCUCCCUCUCCUUCCUCGUCAUCGGAUGGAGACGAACCCAACGACAGCAACGCAAAGUAAGAUGGAACGGAAAUUGAAUGAAAUUCACCGUCCUUUACUUUUUAUUUUAAAUAACGACUUUAUUCUUUCGUAAAAUAACGACUUUAUACUUUUGUAAAAUAACUUUAUUCUUUUGUUCAGUAACAACUAUAUUCCUUCGUUAAGUAAUGACUUUAUUCUGUCGUAAAGUUACGCCUUCUUUCUUUCGUGAAGUUACAAAUUCAUAUCCCUGUAAAAUAAAAACUUUUGACUCGGUCCUAAAAACAUGAGAUUCUGGUCACAAAUAUCAACAGCUGGGUUUGUAAAUAAAGGACUCUGACUGAGGUGAUCAGGAAUAACAGCAGCUCACCUGGCUAACACUACGUAGAAUUAAAGUGAUAGAUUUGUGGAGCUCCGCCUACUGGGCGUAUCCUGACCUCGGCGCCAGAUUUCUCUAAAUGAGAGUUUGAGUCUUUUUGCUCAGGUUGACGUUACUGAAGAGAGCGCUGAGAGCUGAAGUGAUCUAUUGACUGAUAUUAAAAGCUUUUUUUUGUAUAUACACCACAAAAAAGAUGUUUCUUUAUAUUGUGUCUUCAUCCAUUCAUGUGUCUGACAUAUGAAUCCAUGAAUGUGUAGUUGUGUUUGCACACUCUGGUUUAGAGGUGGUUUUCGAAGCAGCUGGGUGAGUUAAAGGAUGAGGAGUCUGUGGCUGUGGUGAGGUGGAGAGGAAACAGUCAGGUUCCUCCGGUCCCUGUCUACAGGUGUCAUGUGUUACAUACAUGUCUGCUCCUGAAUGUUGUGAAAUGAUCUGGAAAUAUCCAAAGUUAGUCUCAAGUGUUGAAAAGAGUGAGCGGUGCUGCAGCUUUAGAGAAACUCUUGUGUUGCUCUGAGUUGUAGCAGCGCUUUGAUUUCUCACUCCUGCAGAGCCUCAGUUUCCUCGAGCAUGCUCGGUGUCAGAUGUCCCUCUCUCUUUCUCUCUCUCUCUCUCGCUCCCUUUCUCUCUCUCCCUUUCUCUCUCCUGUCGUGUCUGAAAUUAGCUAGAGGAAGAGUUUGUUGAAACAGAGAGUGUCUGCAGGAUGUAAAGCCUCAACUUUAAAUUAAAGAUCAAAUCCAAAAGUUUGUCGUACACGUUUCAAAGUGAGACAAAGAUUAGAAAGAGAUCUGCCUCCUGCUUUACAAACGUUUUUAAACACAGGAGCUGAACAAGAUGGCAGUCAGAUCUAUAAAAGCAUCUGGAUUAAGUUAGAUUCGCUAAAUGAUCACUUUUCCAUCGUUCAUCUGAAGCAGCUCGGUCUGACACUCACCUGUAGACUGGCUGACUUUUUGUCAACAAGCUUACAGAGUAAAGCAGCCAGCCGCAGCUUAGCGUUUUAAGGAUUAAAUCUACAGAGGAGGAGGAGGAGGGUGAACUACAGAGUCGGGUUAAUCAGUGAGUGUUUUUGUCUCCAUUAGAAAAUAACAAAUUUAAAAAAUAUCCAAAACUCAGAAACAACCGACUCUGGACUCGUCAAAGAGUUUGUGAAGUUUCUGUGAGGCUGACUUUGGUGCUGAUUUCUCUUCCUAAGUGUGUGUGUGUGAGGAAACGCUGCCUCAGCAGAAACUCUGUUGUCAUGUAAACACACACGCAGACACACACACACACAUGCAGACACGAUGAGUGCCAGACCAGGAUGACUAAAACGAUCCCUGUCUUUUCCAGCCAUUUGACAGACAAGUCCUCGCGGUGGGAGGAUCCUGCUGGAAGAGGGGGCUCUGCCUCUGGAGACGGUUCCCAAGGCAACGGGAGCGGGUCAAACAUUCCGUCACUGUUGUCUAUGGCGACGCGGAGUCACAUGGACAUAACCACACCCCCUCUGCCUCAGGUGAGGAAACACUUAUCUUGGUAAAAAUAUCCGUCAUGUGGAGGUGUUUGAUUCGGUCUCAGUGAUCUCUGUGUCUGUGUUUCAGGUCAGUGCUGAGGUUCUUCGUGUAGCCGAGCACAGACACAGAAGAGGACUGAUGUACCCACAGAUUUUCCACAUAUUGACCAAGGUACACACACUUCCUGUUCUCCCCUGAGGCUCUUUUAGAGUGUUUCUUCUUCAAAUUCAGGGAUGUGAAGUUCAUUUGUUGUCUCAAAUGUCUCGAAACAUGGCGUGUUUUGCUUUUAGUUUGAUUAGCACGUCAUUUUAGGUCUUUAAAAUACCUAAAAAGCUUUCAAUGUGACCAAAAACACUGAUAAAGACGAUACAAAGUGGACGCUGCAGUUUUCAUUCACUGACUGGUCCUCCUUUUCUCCGUCUCCACCGCCUCAGGGAGAGAUGAAGAUGCCAGUGUGUAUAGAGGACGAGUGUAACUCUGAGCUGCCGCCUGCCUCUCUGCUGUUCCGUGCUGCCAGACAGUACGCGUACGGCGUCCUCUUCAGUCUGGCUGAAACGCACCGCCGCCUGGAGAGGCUCGCUCUCCGCAAGAGGGCCCCUCUGGAAGGUAGGUUCCUGCGACGCUUACGGAGAUUACAAAUGACGAAUCUCACAGGUCGAGGGUCUAUUUGUAAAACCUUUAUUUCAAACCAUGAGCGAUCACACGACAUCUCAGUAACAUCAGUGUCCUAAAAGUGUCUCUUCAGCAGAUUUCCCUCAUGCUGUUGUGUCUCGGUGAAUUUAACGGCCGCUCUAAUCGCAUUUUGGGAAGUAAAUCGAGUGUAAUUAUCGUUUCCCGUCUCACAGCAACUGCAUUGUUGGACUCUGACCAGUCGCAAUGAUCAGUAUGUUUUUAUCAGUGAAGGGUGAACCUGUCUGUGUGUCAUCCCUUCAUCUGUGAACGUGUGAAAACUUGAAUGUGAUCUGGUUUUCACCCUUCUCAGUGCAGUGAAAUGCAGAUGUGUGUGUUUGUGUUUGUGUUGCUUAUAAGUCUAAAGGCUCGUCGAAGGUGUUUGUCUUGGUACAGCUUACUGUUGUUCAUGAUGAUCUGUUCAUCUGAGGAUCACUCAGCUCAAACUCUGAUCUAGGGCUGGACGAGAAACUGAAAAUUUACCCAUACCGAAAUUUACGACAAAAACCGUCAUCGUUUUGCUCAUAUCGGUAUAUUCAGUGUCAAAAUAAAUAAAUAAAUCAAAGUUGUUUUUGGAUGUGUGUAGGUAGGCUAUGGUCUCAUGUCCCUUUAAGACGCUGUCCUACGUCAGAGACGUGACUCCACCCCAUCCAGUCUGUAACAAAGAGGGAAAGACAGGUGAGGAGAUGGAGGACGAAGUUAAUGUGGGAGGGGGUGAGCAGCUUGUGGAGUAGUUAUCGUCCGUUUAUCGUUAUGGAGGUGAACUGAUCAAUAUAUCAUGAUAUUGAUUUGAGGCCGUAUCGCCCAGCCCUACUCUGAUCUAUCGCAGCAGUAAAUGGACUCAGAUUAUUAAGGCUGAAAUCAGAAAACUAGUCUAAAGUUUCUGUCCUGAUGUCGGAGAUCUGAAAUCGGAUACUUUAAGACUCAACAGCCAGUUUGUUGAGAAAACCUUUUGUUUCAUUUUUAUUUUUUAUUGAUGACUCGUUUAAAAAGUGAAAACCUCCAGGUCUGUUGGUUUGUUGGUCCUUUUUUAAAGAGGCGUCCACUGAGGACCUUAAACUGCCUGUUUGGGUCCUUUUUAAGACUUCAGACUUGCUCCAAAAACAAGUUUAUCACCGUUAGAUCCUGUCUCAUAAAUGAUAACUAUCCUAUGGUUAGAUUUUUACAUCACUGUGUGUGUUAUUAAAUACACUGAGGCUCAACGUUGUGCUGGAUUAUUCUCCAGCUCAUCCAAACAGGGUCUCUUCUCGCUCCAAGAGCAGAGUGGAGCUCGGGCGUCUUUCCAAACUCUAAAAAGUUCAACGUUGUCGUCGAGUUACUCCGCAGUCCAUGACGAGAGUAUUCGAUUUCAGCUCGACGUGCAGAUGAAGUGUUCAGGAGCGCCACUGUGUGCAGAAAGCCCGUUUCAUGAAUGUGCUCUGAAAAGUGAAAGCUGGCCGUUUUUAAAAACCACUUUCUGCUCCGUGUUCGAAGAAAGGACUCGACCAAAAACUCGCAUCAAUAAAUCAUAACGCUGCCAGCUGAAAGUUGUCAAACGUUGAAUCGCUGCGCUGCGUUCUCCGGGCAGGACGCUCAGUGGUGUACCACAGGUUUAUAAGUGGACUCGGACCCGGGUGCAAACUUAAACUUUCUCACACUGUCUGGAAAUGAGAUAUUUUUAUUUUAACAGAAAAAGUUUGUAAAGGGGGUUCAGAGUGGGGCAGGAACUCUGCAGGUGAGCUGAUACUUCUGACCACAGGAGCACAGAUUUGGAGUUUCUCGAAAUGUUCCUGGUCAGACUUGAGGAAAAUGAAACUCCAGAAACAGCGGUGGCGUGUUACACGGUGACGGCUGAUGUAUCUCCAGUGAGAGAAGUCUGUCCUCCACAGAGGGGACUUAUUUCUCGUCACACUGAGAAGGUGAUAAUGAACUGAUAACAACAGGAACAUCCCAUCCUGUUUAUGAAACACCUUUACUGUCAUCUGCAGACAUGAUACUUCCAUAUUCCAUCAGAUCCGUGUACCUACAUCCAUCUUCUCUUCUUCUUCUGUGUUUCAGUUCCUCCGGUGAUCGUCAAAGAGUGGAGCAGCGGCAAAGCCAAGUCGGCCCUGACUCCCGAGCUGGUUCCGGCCCUGUGUUUCCGGGAGUGGACCUGUCCCAACCUCCGGCGGCUGUGGUUGGGUCGAGCCAGCGAGGACCGCUCCAGAAGAACCAGGGCCUUCCUGGCCUGCCUACGCUCUGACUGCCCAGCCCUCCUCAACCCAGCUCAGGUCCCACAGCAUCUGCUGCUCAUGUGCUGCGUGCUCAGGUACGACAUGCCCCUCCAACGCCACCGCUUUUGUUUGAGUGAAGUUAAAAAUAUCUGUGAGGGCGGCCUUCAAACAGAGUCAAGAGCUCGGUGAGAGAGAUUAUUUUGGGGCAUUUUGGCUCUUAUUAGGUAGAAGCAGCUGUCAGGAGAGAGAGAGCGGGGGGUGACAUUUAACUAAAGGUCUGCUCUGGAUUUUCAAAAGGCAGCUGCAUGACGGACUCGGCUAUAUCGAUGCAGACUCUUUUAGGUGAGCAUUCAGGUGAAAUAUAUGAGGGUUUGAAUUGUGGCUGAGUCUUCGGUGGCUUUCUGACAGAGUCCUCAGUUUUGUGUCUCUGUGGGAGAGACGGUUCGUAGGAGUAACUACCACUUAACCCUCAUUAUGACUGACAAAGACGGUAUCACAGCAAAACUGUCGUCGUCGUCUCAUAGAUCGUCUGUUUUAACUUUGUCUCUCUGUUACCAGCAGAGUUACUGUGGUGACAGAGAGACAAAAACAGAUGCUAACCCAGAAUUUCUACCGCAUCCAGCAGUGAUUUUCGCUGUCCGACAAUUCCUACUGGAUCUGUUUGUGAGGUGAAUUUCGUGGUGGAUUAGGGACAGCAGGAAUCGCGAGAACUCACAAGAACCCCCCGGAUUCACGUGAAAUCGUGCGAUGACAAGUUGUCUCUAUAAAGACAGACACAUAGACAUAUAAGCAGUAGAUUGUGUCCUUCCAGAGGAGGAAAUCUACUUCUAGACUUCUAGAAUCAGCAUCUCCUCAUCCAUGGUGUCAUCGGGGUGAAAUGACGUCUAAAAACCUUUCACUUGUUGUUUUAUUUUGUGUCUGUGCCCGACUUCCUUUCCAGCACGGGUUAAUCUGUGCUGAAUUUAUCUGGCGUGCUCCGGCGUCUGGAAAAAAUAGAACUCUUUAACUUGAAUGGCUACGAUGGGCGGAUACGGCCUUUUCGUUGCUGUUCUGGAUGUGGUGGAAAUUGGGAGUUAGAGUAACGAGAGAGACGCUGCACUUCUGUCUGAUAAUCUCAGGAGCCGAUGUCAAACUGAUUCAGAUUAAGAAAAAACAAAACAAUAUCUUGUCUUGCAGCAGGUUGCGCUUCUUAGCUUGUAUUUUUUAUGUCACUGAUUUGAAAUCGUUCUGCAAAAGCAGAGAAAACCCUCAGCAACCAAACGGAUGAUUUCUGACGCCUGAAUCAGGUACUGGAGGAUUGGUGUAGCAGCUGGAGGAACGGUCCUGUUUUUACGUUUACAGAGUUAACGCACCUUUGACUGUUGGAAGUCAGCAGGAUGAGAUUUUUGGUCAGAGGACGUUGAGAAGAAAAGCAAAGACAGAAGUCAGUGAACUUAACUCUAACUAAAAGUUCCUCACAGGAGCUUUAAGUUGAUGGUUUCCUCCCUCAUCAGCUCGUUCCUUAGUUGUUGUUUAUUUCAUCAAACUCUCUCUCCCUCAGUCUUCACUGUCCGCCCGUGUCCUCCUUUAACAAACAUGGCGUGCCAGCUGUCGAACAGCUCUACUGUCACUGACAUUGCGACCGUAGAGUCAGGCUGAAUGUUCGUCCCUGCUGGCUGACAUUGACCGACCGUGGACCCUCCCCCAGCAUCCUAACAUUGUCAUUCAGAGACCCCAGAGCAGGAGGGUCAGAGUCCCUGUCCUGUCGCAUUUUUCAGCUCUCUCCACAACACGAGUCCGAUGAUUGAGAUUGAAGGUAUUUAGUUUAAGUUUGGAAUAACCUGUCACACUGUCAUCGCGGCAUUUCUCUGCUCAAAAUCAAAGUUGGUUCAACAGAAGUUAAAACGUUGACGAGUUUGACGCUGCCAGUUUACAGACACAUUGAGGUGUCGUUGAAGAUCCGUUCUCCUCUACGGUGCGACUGUUUGAAGCCGGUUGGUUCCCUCUCUUCUUCUCUCUCAGGUAUAUGAUGCAGUGGCCUGGUGGAAGGAUCCUUCAGAGACAUGAGCUAGACGCCUUUCUGGCUCAGGCUGUAUCAAGUCAACUAUACGAACCCGACCAGCUACAGGAGCUCAAGGUGAGACCCUCACCGUCCCGUUGUUCCUGCACACACUUUAAAACACCUUAAUAAACCAAAGGGCCAAUGGUGGUGGACGGCUCCUCUCUGGAUCUUUUGUACCAACAGCAUCAGACUGUUUAAUUCUUCUGUAAAAAGGAGAUAACUUUUAGAGACAUGACAAAUGAGACGACAGACAAUUGAAUUUCCUUUCGGGGAUCAAUAAAGUUCUUAUUAUUCUUAUUUCCCUUAGUAAGUUCAGACUAAAUCAUGAUCAAAACCUCAGCUGGUGUGCGAUCAGUUUUUUCAUGUAGAGCACUAACCAAAUUGUUCUGCAGAAAACCAAAACAGCAGGUUUUAUUCCCACAUGUGGUGAAUUACUUCUGAUUAAUCGACGCUGCAAAAGCUUCAUGUGAUUCAUUGAUUCAUUCCUUCAGUGGAGAAACAGAUCAGUGUGUGAAAUCAUGUUUCCUCAAACCCAGAGUUAGGCUGUCCACUCGAGGAUAAAGAAAACCAGAUGUUGUUUUAUUUGUGGCAAACUUGACACUAAAACAACUCGAUCAUGGAGUCGACUUACAUGUCAUCAUCUAUUUCUAAAAUAUUCAAAUGUUUGAUUUAUUAUCAGCCCUGUGUCUAAAACUUCUUGAGAGAAGAUACUAAACUUUUAUUUUGAUGUUUUUCUGUCUCAUGUUGAAGCAAGGCAUUAAACUCUGCUUUUAUUUUGAAAUACACUUCCUCUAGAUCAUGAGUUACAAAACUGAGUGAAACCAAAUUUGAAAAAUAGUGAGAAAGUGAAAAUGUUCAUUUUAUGAUUAACCCAAAAAGGUAAAAGCUCUGACUUUAUUCUGGAUCCACAACAAAUCUCUCUGUGCUGUGUGUCACCUGAACGACCUCCACUAUAAACCCAACCCUUCUUAGAUUUAUGUAUCCUGUCCUUCAGAGAGCGGAGAAAGCGUUAGCACUUUCAGGGUGAUCGAGCGAAAACCUUGAAUGGUUUUCGAGCUCAGAACCAGCUUUAAAACCAAACUGGCGGCCCUGAGUCGUUCAGCAGAUGCCUCAGACGAAUGUUGUCAGCAGCAGCAGCUCUGAAGUGUUCAUAAACGUCUGGAAUGACUUGAUUGCUGAAAUGCGUUGAGUGUGUUUGCGGCUCUGCUGCUGUAAAAACGUCAGAGGUGUUUGUUAUCGCUGCGGCUCACUCCGAGUAACCGACGGUUUAAAUGCCAAAGCGGCUGCAGUGUUUAUGCUCUUUAAGUUAGGUGUUAAAGUUCACUCAUGUGCUCUGGCACUCGGCCAUGAUUCAAAUAUUAACUCAUACUAAAGUGAGAGGUCACCUGUGUCUGUGCUGAACCGAAACACACUGAUGGUGGAUCGGGGAUCAUCACUCAGACCUGGAUUAAAGCCUCCUCUGUCUCAGCGGCUCAGCUGAUCGCUCCACACUCAUGAGACUCAUUUAAGUCGUUUCUGUGUUACAAUCAAAAUGAACUUGGAAGUGUCUAAUGUGUGCGCCCACGUACCAUGUGUCUGAGACAUCAUUAUUCACAACUCUCCUGCUCUGAUUCUUAUUCAUGCCCUCCUGCUGCUCGUCUCCGCCGUCGCUCUCAUUUCUACAUUUGUGUGUCUGCUGUCAGGUGGAGAAGGUGGACGCCCGUGGCGUGCAGCUGGCUUCUCUCUUUAUGGCCGGCGUUGACACCGCGCUGUUCAUUAAUGAUGUGUGCGGCCAGCCGUUGCCAUGGGAACACUGCUGUCCCUGGGGCUUCUUUGACGGCAAACUGUUCCAGAGCAAACUGGCCCGGGCAGCUCGAGACCGGGCGGCCCUGCUGGACAUGUGUGAGGGACAGGUACGAAACUGAGUGUGUGAGUUUGAUGACCUGUCGAUGGUGCGCUGUUAACCCAGGAUUUGGUCUUACCCUACCUUCUGAUGCAGAUCCACUCAUACAAACUAAUAAACUGUUCAGGUCUCUGGUUGAUUAAAGGUCCGGGUUUUUGUUUGCGUUGGCGUUCAGUGUCAGUUUUGUGUGUUUCUGCCCUGCAGGAGGAGCUGGUGUCCAAGGUGGAGAAGAUGCGUCAAGCAAUCCUCGAGGGCAUCAACCUGUCUCGCCCUCCUCCUCCUCCCCCUCCUCUUCCACCUCCUGCCUUCCUCCCCCCAGCCAUGGUGCCCCCUUUCUACCCCAUGCCUCCACUUUACCCACCUCGCCCCAUGGGCGGCAUGCCCCCUCAUCACCACCCGCAUCAUCCACAUCACCCGGCCCAGCACAGACCCAGAGCCUUCCCAGGUACUCAGACUUUAAUCUUCUCGUUGGUGUAACCCCCAAAUAUCCUGAUCUCCGGACAUAUCGUCUGUAGUCCGUCAGGAGAUGGAGAGGACACUCUGUGACUCUGAGUUUGUAUUCACUCCUCGUCUUCUGUCUUCAGGCAUUCAGUCCAUCCCUCCUCAGGGAGGGAAACUGGAGAUCGCCGGCAUGGUUGUGGGCCAGUGGGCCGGGAACAAACCAAUCCGUGGUGGGAGAGGGGGGUUCAACAUGCAGGUGGUGUCGGUGGGAGCAGGGAAAGGGUGAGUACGACAUGUGACUUAAAGCUGUUGGGAUCGGGACCUGAAUCUGACGACUAAUCCUGGACUUGUUCCUGUUUUUACGACAGGAGGGGAAAAGAGAUUCCAGCGAAAGUGAAGGGGGUAAAAAAGACACCUGCCAACAGAUCACAGGUACGACCCCUAAAAGAGAGAAAUAUUCCAGACUUCCUGUUUUUCUUUCCCUCCGUCAAACCUCUUUCUCUCUCUCUCUCUCUCUCUCCUCGCAGACGUCGUCCUCCCCCACAUCCAGCAGCCCCCCAAAGCCGUCAGAGGAGGCGGGCUCAACGCCAGAGGUUGCCACCCAGCAGCUGAACGGCAGCUCAGCAGCGUCCGCCAUCGGUCAGCCCUUGGAGCUGACCCCCCUGGCCCAGCCAAUCCCGUGUGCCUUAGCCAGCAGAGACAACCAAUCAGAGGGGGUGGAAGUGGAGGACCCCUGUUGCCUUGACGACUGCCCGUCAGACGGAGCACUACAGAAGGAGGAGUGAUGGCGUCCCUUCCAGGAUGCACUGCUCUGAGAGAGUUCUCUGUGUUCGACUGCCUUUCCCUGUUUUUGUAGCCCUGCCUGCUAGCUGUGACAUCAUCACAUGGAGCAGGAAGCGACGCGAGGCGCCUCCUCGCCUCCUCGCUGCCCCAUGUGAUCAGCUCGAGCGGUUAGCUGUUACUUCCUUUUUAGUUUUCUCAUGUGGUUUUACAUUGUUUUAUGAAGAGAGGUUUUCUCCACGAGUCUGUAAGCGCCCCACUCCUCCAAAAAGAAUCCUAAACGCCUCCCUCCCGCACUCAGAGUAAAAUAAGCUUGAAGCCCCGCCCCUUCCAUUAUGACCCGCCACUCAAAGAGCCCCUCCCCCUUAAGUAUGGGUAUCUGUACAGUUUGAAAUUGUUAUUGUGUUUUUGAUGGUCCCCUUUGUAUGAAUCUCUGCACACAGACGUAAAAGCUCGUGGUUACGGUGACAGAUUGGAUGUGGUUUCCAUGGUUACAGCUUCUAGGCCUGGUCGCCACGGUCGGUCGUUGUGCUUUUUCGACGCGGUUUGUUGCCAUAACCUUCUCGUGAGACACGAAUCCAGAGACGUUCAAAGUUUUGACUCCGGAUGUGAGUGACGUGCCGUUUUUUUCUGUGCAGUGACCCUCGUCCCCUCGACUCCGCGGGCUAGCAGCUCCGCCGCCUAACACACGCAGUGUUAGCACGUCCCCUUUUUGAUUGAUUGGUUGAUUGAUUGAUUGGUUAUUUACAACAGGAGCACUUCCGCACCACCAAGGUAUUAGCGUGCUAUCUUACUUUGACCUAUGUAGCAAAGCCGAGUGCUAAGCUGUGCUAAGAGACCCCGUGAAUUUAUGCACCUUAUGCCCCAAAGUAUGCAAGAUGUCCCCCUGCUCCUCAAAAAAAGUGCAUUAUUUUAUGAUCCUCCCCUCCCCCUCGUCCCUCUCUCCAAAAGCUUUGAUUGUAUUUUCCCAACAGAAGCACUUAUUGUUGUAUUUAAAUGAAUUUGAACAAGCCCCUGUACAGGUGAAUCGACCGCGUGUGAGGGGUGUUCCCUGCGCAUAAAUGAAUCCUUAUUACAUGUAGAACUACAUUUAAAGGUAGAGAUCUAUUUGAGAGACGUCAGAAUGUGAACAGAGUGGUUUCAGACAAAGAAGCACUUUGUUUUAAAAAACGUUUAACCACACUGGACUGUCCUCUACCCGGUGAUAAAGAAACGAUCAACUCUCGAAGCACCUUCUGGAGUUAAGGCCAAAAAAGAAAGACAAAAUGCUGCCCAGCAAAAAAAAAGAUGGAAAUGAAUGAUGAGGGUUUGGGUGACAGAGUUCCCCUCAGACUGGCCUCACACAUUCAUCAAGAACCUUGAAAAGAAGCUGAAACGAGUCCUGACUUCGGGCAACCCUUUCAGAUUUCUAAAAAAAACUUAUUUCCAAAGUGUAUUUUAAAAAGGCUGACCGCUCAGGCAGCCGCUGAUAGAAAUAUAUAUAUAUAAAAAUAUAUAUAAAUAUAAAGGGGGUUUGGCAACAAAGCCUCAAAGAUUCCUCCACCCUCUGGUGGUGAUUAAGCAACCGUUGCCACGACAAUAGCCCAACACCGCGAGCCGCUGCCCCCCGCACGGCUCCGGUGUGUCACUUUACAGACCAGCAGGAAGCACUUACCCGCCCCGAAGCCCUUCAGCCGAGCACGGCGGAGGCUUCGCGGGGCCGGAUCACAUGACAGGAGAGAGAGAGGCCUCAUGGCAGACCCCAGUGCGCCGCUCACAAUCCUGAGACUUCUACGAUAAUGAAUUGUUUUAUUAGAGCACUUAUGUUUGUAGAGACAGAGAUGUGUCCCCCAUAGUAGGUUUCAUCUGACGACGGAAAUACAACUUUAGCACAAACUGCAAAUGUAAAGAGCAGUGGAGCGACAGAUUACUGCCUGAGAGAUGCUGGCCAUGAACAUUCGAAUCUCUUCCUGAAAGAGAGGCUGAGACGAGCUCGAUGUGUAUAAAAGUCAACAAGAAGCACCUUAUUUUCUUACUAUGUUGAUGACUUGUGCUCAACCGUGUGCCACAGAAUUGACAUGGAUAUAAAGCUCUUAUGAAAUCGCCGCUUUGAAGGACAAAACCCCGACUAUAUAUAUAUGUAAGUGUUAAUGUAGUCGCGUCAGACAUCCCCUCAGUUAUGAACUCAGACCAUUACAGUGAAACGCUGACAGUUGGCCCCCGGCCGGCCGAGAGCGUAGGCCUACGCUUGGACACGAGGCCGGGGCCGCCGUCUCUUACAACCAACACCAAAUGAAAUCCGAUGUUCGGACUCGUUAGCCGUUCUUGGUAGGGAUUACGCGCACACUCGUGUGCUGUAGGUGUUCGUAGGUUAAGAGUAGGAACCAGCGUCAGGAUUAACACAGGACUGUAAUACACAGACACCAAGACUAGGCUAGAGAUUAUAGCUCCACUGGCCGAAAUACUAAGUCUAGAUUUACUAGGAGUCAUAUACUUAACUGCUUUCAACUUUUGACAUUAGUACAAAUAUGUGUAUUACAACAGUACAUUGUUAGAAGAUGGCUUUUUUCUGCGGCGAGCCAGAGCGUGAUUCGGUAUAACGACGCCCUCUCUCUCGAUUCGCUCGCCAGAUAACAGUUACACACACACACACACACACGUACACGCACACACGCACAUACAUACAUGAGACACAGGUGUUCAGUUGCGUUUGUUACCAGCAGCAUCCUCUCUGCUUUCGUGCUGAAGUGAUUUUGUGCAGUUUCAGUUCCCAGUGGAGUGGUCGUCAGUUCAUCAGAGAUCAUUUUUUUGGUAACACAUCCGACUGACUCCAGGAUUUUUUCCAAGAUCGCACGGAGGGAUUUGAGAUUUUAAAACGAGACACGUUCAAGAGGUGUGUCAGGGCGUAGGCACAUAAACACACACACACACAAACACACACACACUCACACACACUCACACAGAUACAUAGAUGUUAAACCCUGAGUUACACAGUAGCUAGUAUGGAAAAAAAAUCAAACACAAUACAUGAUGUAGUGUCCCUCUCUUGUCCUUGUCUGUUUUAGUUCGAUAGGUAUUUGAUCAGUGAUUUUUUAUGCUUGUUAUCCUAACUCCCCGCCCACCUCCUGCUACGACACUUUCUCUCGCCUCUGCGUUCCCGAAACUGUUCAUUCACUUCUUUUCUCUGCCUCCACUUAGAGAACAUGCAUCCAAUCACACACACAGAAACAUACACACACACUUGAACACACACGGCAGACACAAACAUUCACACACAGACACAGACACACACACACACACAGAUUAACCGCCCUCUCUCUGUGUUUCAGUUCUCUCUUUCACUCUCCCCUCUCUGCCUCUCCUGUAGCCCCUUAGGACCGUUUCUAUUGGCCGUUUUCUCUUUUCUCUUUGGGCUGCCCCGCCCCCUUUAAUCAACCCGACUAACAGUAAAGGUUAUAUUAACGUUGAUAAUCAGUUUCUGUAUGUAUCUAGCCAGAGUCUGGAAAAAAAAAUCUGAAAAAAAAGUCAAAACGGUUUUAUUCAAUUGUGCAAACGUGUUUUUCUUACUAUUUUUAAUGUUAUUACAUCUUUAAUCUAAUCCUUCUACCAUUGCUUCAGUUAGUACUGAAAUACGCUUAGCCAACCUAGAGAUUUGAACUGUAAUGAUUGCGAUUUUCCUUACCUGUAUUUUAUAUGGCAUCUUAGACCACCGUUUAUUCUGUACGUUAAGUAAAUAUUGCCCGUUUCGUUCGAAUUGAAAAAUCGUCGUCUGCACUAUGUUUGAUUCUCAUAAUCUCCCUGAUAACGAUAUUUGUGGUCGACUCAUUAUUAUCAAUCGAAGCUGAACUCUGCGCCCUUGCACAAAGCAGCGAAACAUCUCUUGUAAACACCUGAGAACCAAAGUACACCUAACGUCCCCUUUCACCCCACUAUAACGCCCCUUAAGCCCCGCCCCCGACGCCCCUAAAUGUCGACGGUCUGCCCCCCCGAGUAACAAGUUUUCUGAUGAGUAUGAGUAUAUAUAUAAUGACAUUACAGCACGUGUGAUUUAUUUGACAAGUCUGUGAGGUAACGGUGUUUUUGUACACUGUGGUUGUUGUGGAGACGCAGACAGACAGGGAAGAAGAACGGACGUGUUUGUUGUUUCGUCGUUCGGUUGUUACUUCUCCGUUGACUGAAUUAAGGCUGCGUGAACCACUGACUUCAGAUCCACACUCGAACACGGGAAGGACGACACCUGACCAACACGCGCUGUCAGUCUUUCUGGGGUUUUGGCGCCCUCUUUUGCAUUUUAUUUUACAUGUUCUCGUGCUCUCCAACUUUGCCUUUAACUUCUCUGACUCAGAUCGAUAGAACGAUGUACUGUAACUGAGUCUCUUUAUGUGUGGGCACACAGGCUGUUAAGAGUGGGCGGAUUUUCUUCGAAACGCUCGUCUGAGAUUCACAAUAAAUGUGGAGAUGUGGAAAAGCAGCAAGACGAGUCGGGCUAAUAGGUCAAAGAAAUCUGAAUUAAUUCAUUCAUCUGCAGCUUUUUUUUUAAAGGUUUCGAACCUGCUUGUCUUUCGGGGCUGCAACAAUUAAAUUGGACCGUACACACUUCAUUCACAAGUCAAAGUCACUUGAAAAAUGGCUUGAAACUUCCUCUGAAGCUCGAACGUUUGAUAACUUAUUUGCAGAGAAGUCCCUGCAGCAGUAAACGAUAUUAAUCCAGGGUUUGGAGCUUCUUUUUUAAGUCUUGUUUCAGAGGAGACGAAUUUCACAUCCACCAAAAAUCUCAGCCCAAGCGUCUGGAAGAAAAUUCACACCCUGUUACUGAUGAAUAAUAAAAACAUCCUGCCUCACUGCCUACGCAAACGGGAAGCAUCUCCUAAGAGCUUGACAAUGUAAAGAGAACCAAAAGUCCCAGAAUAGAAAUGUACUAUGUAGUGUUGUAGAAGUCAAACAGUGUUAUUGUCUGCCAUACAGAUCGUGGAAAGGAGUCAUCUGUUGUGUUGUACCUGUUCUGAUGUAUUUGCAGGAUUUUCACAGCAUCUUGUCCAGUUUGAAAAAAAAAAAAAGAAAAGGUUCCCUACUCUGUCUGUCUCUCUCUACACUGCCACUCCCCCCCUCAAAAGCCCCCCCCAGCUCCGGCAUAAUCCCCUUCCCUCCCCUGUUGCUGAGUCCCAGUUAAGGGGCUCAAGUUGAAGUCAGUCUCAAGUCAGCCACACUUGUACCAAUGCAUGUACUUCAUUCAGCACCCAGGGCCGCCCAAAACUACCUGUGCAGCAAAAAGGGUUCAAAUUUCUCCAUAAUACUAUUGUUAUAGAAAUAUUAUCAUCAUCAUUAUUGCUGUUAUAAUUAUGGUUGGUAUAAUUUGUCAUCAUUGUUAGCAUUAUGGAAGCACCAGACUGUUUGUGGAAAGACAAGAAAAGAAAGCUUUUUUUUUAAUUGUCUGGCUGUUGGUGGUCUGAUCUCACAGAGGGAGGGGAGGAAAGGUUCAGAAAGAGACAAAGAUGGCAGUCAUGUUUGUACUGGUUGGGAAAUGACUUACAGUGCUGAAAUAAAAUUUAUUCUUUUAGUAAAAAAAGUA